AUGUCUUUGGCCGGAGUUCGUCCACUCGGAGCUCAUUCGGCGACCGAUUUGAUAAAUCGGAGUCACAGUUACGGAGCAUUGAGCGCAUUGAGCCGCGGAAGUUACGAAAGUCUCAGCUCUCUCGAUGACGUACAUCAUUUUUUGAGUCAAUCCGAGCAAGCCGUUUUAUCAAUCGAAGAACUCCGACUCCAAUUGAAUUCUUGUUUCACGUGCGGCGUGAGCUGGCAAGACGAACACGUUUCCCUGGAUUGUUCCGAAUGCGGGGGUUAUUCUCUCGUUCGCCCAUGUCCCACCUGCGAAGGACGAUGCGAUAGCAUAUGGAAAAGAGAUUUAACGAUGACUCACGCAUCCGGAAAAGCGAGAUGGGAAGGAAAAUGCGGACUCGAUAGAUCUCUAGCACAAACUCGUAUCAUACUACAAUCCCUGAGUUUAAGUCCUCCCGAGGGAAACGAGUCUCAUCAACGUAGUUGUCAACAAAGAUUAGAUAAUAAUAAUUUGAAAUCGUGA
This is a messenger RNA of Pediculus humanus corporis (human body louse), 507 nucleotides long. RefSeq lists its product as uncharacterized. The transcript has 2 exons. The coding region runs from base 1 to 507 and encodes 168 amino acids. NCBI's taxonomy places the organism in Eukaryota, Metazoa, Arthropoda, Insecta, Psocodea, Pediculidae. The record is from RefSeq and is a predicted model, not a curated record.